AUGCCCAAGGGAAAGGCUGAAGGGGAUGCUAAAGGAGAGAAAGCCAAGGGGAAGGACGAACAACAGAGAAGAUCUUCGAGGUUAUCUGCUCAACUUGCUCCUCCAAAGCCAGAGCCCAAGCCUGAAAAGGCCCCUGCAAAGAAGGGAGGGAAGGUACCCAAAGGGAAAAAGGGAAAAGCUAAUGCUGGCAAGGAAGGGAAUAACCUUGCAGAAAAUGGAGAUGCCAAAACGGACCGGGCACAGAAAGCCGAAGGUGCUGGAGAUGCCGAGUGA
Saimiri boliviensis boliviensis (Bolivian squirrel monkey) is the source of this 273-nucleotide messenger RNA. Lineage: Eukaryota; Metazoa; Chordata; Mammalia; Primates; Cebidae. The record is from RefSeq and is a predicted model, not a curated record.